Molecule: messenger RNA, 4630 nt
Organism: Paralichthys olivaceus (Japanese flounder)
Lineage: Eukaryota; Metazoa; Chordata; Actinopteri; Pleuronectiformes; Paralichthyidae
Gene: camk2b2
Product: calcium/calmodulin-dependent protein kinase type II subunit beta
Biological process (GO): protein phosphorylation
Molecular function (GO): ATP binding; calcium/calmodulin-dependent protein kinase activity; calmodulin binding
Source: RefSeq, a predicted model, not a curated record
CUGCAGCUGAACCACUCAGCCGCCCGGAGGUCUGAGGUGGGCGGAGACUGAGCCCGAGGUCCUCCCCGUCCGCAGCGACGCACCGCGCAUUUUGGACUCGGCACCAGCACCCGUCCGAGGAGGAGGCAUCAUGGCUACGACCACUUGUACACGCUUUACUGACGAAUACCAGCUUUACGAGGAGCUUGGCAAGGGGGCCUUUUCAGUGGUGCGCCGCUGUGUCAAACUCUGCUCGGGCCAAGAAUACGCCGCCAAAAUCAUCAACACCAAAAAACUCUCGGCCAGAGACCAUCAGAAGCUGGAGAGAGAGGCCCGCAUCUGCAGAUUGCUCAAGCACCCCAACAUCGUUCGUCUCCAUGACAGUAUCUCAGAGGAAGGCUUCCACUAUUUAAUCUUUGACCUGGUGACAGGAGGGGAGCUGUUUGAGGAUAUUGUGGCUAGAGAAUACUACAGUGAAGCAGAUGCCAGUCAUUGCAUCCAGCAGAUCCUGGAGGCCGUGCUCCACUGUCAUCAGAUGGGGGUGGUACAUAGAGACCUCAAGCCGGAGAACCUGCUGCUGGCCAGCAAGUGUAAGAACGCAGCAGUGAAGCUGGCUGACUUCGGACUGGCCAUUGAGGUUCAAGGAGACCAGCAGGCUUGGUUUGGCUUUGCAGGGACCCCUGGCUAUUUGUCCCCAGAGGUACUGAGGAAGGAGGCGUAUGGCAAACCUGUGGACAUCUGGGCCUGUGGUGUGAUCCUCUACAUCCUCUUGGUGGGAUACCCUCCGUUCUGGGACGAGGACCAGCACAAACUCUACCAGCAGAUCAAAGCUGGAGCGUAUGAUUUUCCCUCCCCAGAGUGGGACACGGUGACUCCGGAGGCUAAAAACCUGAUCAACCAGAUGCUGACUAUCAACCCAGCCAAGAGAAUCACUGCCCAGGAGGCUCUGAAGCACCCAUGGGUCUGCCAACGCUCAACAGUGGCCUCCAUGAUGCACAGGCAGGAGACAGUGGAGUGCCUGAAGAAGUUUAACGCCAGGAGGAAACUCAAGGGAGCCAUUUUGACCACCAUGCUCGUCUCCAGGAACUUCUCUGUCGGUCGGCAGACCACAGCCCCCGCUGCCAUCAGUGCAGCGGCUGGAGCCACCGCUGGCAUCGUGGAACAAGCAGCCAAGAGUCUCCUCAACAAGAAGGCUGAUGUCAAGCCCCAGACAAACAGCACGAGAAACAGCAUAGUCACCAGUCCCAAAGGCAACAUCCCCUCUGCUGCGCUGGAGCCUCAGACCACUGUUAUCCAUAAUCCAAUAGAUGGGAUCAAGGGAUCCUCAGACAGCAGCACCACGACUAUUGAGGAUGAAGAUGUGAAAGCUCGCAAACAGGAGAUCAUAAAGAUCACAGAGCAGCUGAUCGAAGCUGUCAACAACGGGGACUUUGAAGCCUACGCGAAGAUCUGCGACCCUGGCCUGACCUCGUUUGAGCCCGAGGGGCUGGGUAAUCUAGUGGAGGGAAUGGACUUCCACAGAUUCUACUUUGACAAUCUCCUCUCCAAGAACAGCAAACCCAUCCACACCACCAUCCUCAACCCCCACGUGCACAUGAUCGGAGACGAGGCCGCCUGCAUCGCGUACAUUCGCCUGACGCAGUUUGUCGACGGGCAGGGCCGGCCACGCUCCAGCCAAUCAGAAGAGACCAGGGUGUGGCACCGCAGGGACAGUCGGUGGCAAAAUGUCCACUUCCACUGCUCAGGAGCUCCUGCUGCCCCUCUGCAGGGAUAAGGCACGUGAGACUGACGAGGAGGUCGAGAGGGGUGGACAAGGAAUGAGUGGAUAAUCUAAGAGAGAAAGAGAGAGUCAGCGGCAAGAGAGACGGAGAAGUGGGUGGAGGUUGAGUUUAAGGAGUCUGAUUAUGGGAUGGUGGCCGUCCUCCUGCACUCUGCACACCCACCUCGCUCUUCUCCCUCUGUCUCCCUACAACCUCGACAACAGACGCCGACAACGAUGCUCCCAUCCCUGCAACCUACAGCAGAGCAGAGGGCAGAUCAAUCCGCUGCUGAAGGAAACUGUGCGGCCCACAUCUUGUCUUCUGUCGGCCUGUAUGUGGCUGCAGUCUGACACUGCAACACACCUGGACGACACCUCCUGUGUUCUGUGCUCCAAUGUGUCGCCCUCCCGUUCAAGAUCUCCUCUCAAACAUAAAGUUAUUAUUCCCUCCCUCUAGUAUUACUAUGGCUGCAGUCUAUUGUUGUGCUCUUGCAACUGUACAGUGUAUUUAUGAGUCACUCUAAACCGUUCCUCCUGUUAUUGUCUUCUUUUUUAUGAUGAGCAUGACUCCUACCAGUUAUUCUUAUUACCAGUGGCUGUUUUUCUGCACGACUAGGGCUGCCUGUGUGAAAUGAACAAGCCACGUGUCUCACAGAGAGAGACCAGUGGGUGUAUUUAAUUAUCCGUUUUGUUAUUCAACAGAGUUUUUUUUUUCUCUCUUUGCUCUGCAGUGUAGUGGACCCCAAAUCCACUCCUCUGUGUUCACCGGGCCCCUCUGAGCAUCUCUGUGAGACAGUGAAAACCAUGCAGCAUGCUAAGAUAUUACUGUUGCUCUUAACCGAUUCUCUGUGUACUGAACAUUGCAAGUUAACUGCUGAAAUUAUGACAAUGGUUGAACUUCUAGGAUCACUGCUGUUUAUGUAAAUUUCCAGUUUCUUCGUGGUGACUUAACUACAACUAUGCUGUAGAUGGUAUUUAAUUGCAUGAUAUUCCAAGUUAAUGCAUUGGUGAGUUGGGUGUUAUCGUGCAUUUUGUUGAUUUUUCUCCUUUUGGACUGAACUGCUGGUGAGCUAUAGUCUAUUGCCUCUCGUUUCUGGGCUUUGUAAGUGCAUAAACUAUUGUAUUUUUGUGUUCAUAUCAUAGUGUAGGAUAUAAGGAUGCAGGUGGGGAUGAUAACAGAAUAUGCCUUUUAGAGAAAUUGCUGGGUCCAGAUCAGAUUUUAUGAGAGACCAAACCCAGGAUCAUAGUUUUUACCUUUCACAAUCAAAACGGCCCUGUGAGGCUUCACAUCAGGGUGUUAGUUGUUUAUUUUCAGCAUUUUAAAAUGCACCUUUUAAUUUGAAGGGGAUGCUUUGUGAUGCGUGUAUGCAGGGUUUUAGAAAAACUGAUUUGUCAAACAUUUGACCUGACACGGAAAGCAAAGCCUCAAAAUUAUUGUUUUAUAAUAAUUGUUUGGAUUAGAACAAAAGAAAAUCUGUAAUUUAUUGGUUUAGUUAUUUUAACUGGAAGCUUAUUUCAGUCCUGUCAUCCAAGAGAAGUUUUAGAAAAUGUAUAAUAUAUUAUUUAGUCAUCAAUAAAUAAAAAAAAGAAUGUAUCAACCCAUACAUGAUCCCUAACAUGACUAUAAUCAGUGUUUUUAUAGUAAACUGUCAUGUGACGAAAAACGAUAUCCAUUUCUGUUAAGUAGAAUCUUUCCAGGUUCUUCACAUCCUCCAAAAUCCCAGAGAAAAACCUCAGGUGUCCCUAAGAUCUCCAUUCCGACUCUUGUGAUGUGCAUGAACCUCUCCUCAAGAGGGCGCCAACAUAAAACAACAGAGAAUUGCUUGAUUGAACCGCAGGGUUCAAAAUACAGAUGCGAGCAGUGCUGAGUUCUGCAUUGAGCUGUGUGUGAGAGUGCGGCCUUGAGUCUUAUAAAGAGUGGGAACAGAAAAAGAUUGGCAAACUGUUGCAGGCAGGUCGUCAGUUAAUUCAUUUUAAUCAGCGUUGAUGACAUCUACAUUUUACAAAUGCUUUUUGGGGAAAAAAACAUCCUCUGUCCACUUUCUCACACGUGAGCAUUAGCUGCUUUGUGUUUGACAUUACCGGAAACUGAAUAUGUAAUGAUGCUGCACUGUUUGACUGCAUUUCGAAAUGAUUGAUUUAUUAAUUGAUUGAUUUAGCACACUGGAUGAUUGAUUCGUUAAUUUGGAAAACAAACCGCACAUUUGAAAAAGAAUGAUGACAGCCAUAAUCUGAAAAGGUAAUGCAUUAUCAGAAUGUUUGUGAAUUUCAAUCAUUUUUGCAUUUUUACAAUAUUAUGUUAUUAUGAAAUAAUGCUCUCAAUUUCUAACUAAUCGCUCAAUCCACUACACAUUUACAACCAAUUCUAAUCAAAAUGAUAUGCAAAAGUUAUUUCAUCAAGUCAACUGACUGGAAAAGUUUUAUUUCAUUUACUGGAUAUGCUCUAUAGAGUAAAUAGAGACUAUAUUGUCUGGGGUCUGACUUUGCGUUGCCUCAUCAGUUUACAUUUUGUUCUGUUUUAGAUAGAGCUUAGAUAUUUCUAAUAUUUCUAAUGUUUAAUGAUCAAGAAAAAGUAUAGUGCAAUAAAAUGUAUUUCUUUUUCUUUCUCCCCCCACCACUGCCACACUUUUUAAAUGUUUAUGGCCAUAUGAAGUGAUCAUCCUUUACACUGAAAUGCUGCUCGCCUGGUAAUGAUGUUAAUGUGGUGAAACGUUUAGCAUGCAUUGGUUCAGUGGUUUGUAUAAUAAAAUAAACUUUAUUUAAACUGUCUCUGUCAGAGUAAAGUCAAGAGGUGCUUUACGUUGGAAAAAUUGUCAUGAGAUAUAAUUGGGUAUAUAUAAGUGUACAGAAAGGUGAAACUUAAAUAUAACAGUGAAACACUCAGACAAACAA